UGUAUGCGAUUUUGCUCAUCCCGGCUCGGAAAUCAGAAUAGCUCAAAAGAAGAAUGUUCAGAGGAUGACAAGUGUAUUCUGAGUAGUACCGUGGUGACAACAUGCCAUUGAAAUGGAAAACGGGCUCUCCUGCUCUCUGGAAAUUCCCAGUUCCUGUGCUUAAAACAUCCAGGUCAACUCUACUUCCUCCAGCAUACAUAUCUCUAGUGGAGGAGGACCAACUCAUGAAAUUGUCCCUUGGAAGCUGCGAAAUGGGUCUCUCGUCACAUCUCCAGUCAUCCAAGUCUGGAACCAUGCGCAUCUUUACCAGCAAUAACCACAGUUCUCUGGUGUUAAAGGGCUUUGACCAGCUUCGACUUGAAGGAUUGCUUUGUGAUGUGACACUGAUGCCAGGUGACACGGAUGACGCCUUCCCUGUGCAUCGAGUCAUGAUGGCCUCUGCUAGUGAUUACUUCAAGGCCAUGUUCACAGGUGGAAUGAAAGAACAAGAUUUAAUGUGCAUUAAGCUUCAUGGUGUGAGCAAAGUCGGUUUAAGGAAAAUUAUUGAUUUCAUUUAUACUGCAAAGAUUUCUCUUAACAUGGACAAUCUUCAAGACACUCUGGAAGCUGCCAGUUUCCUACAGAUUCUGCCGGUUUUGGACUUCUGCAAAUUAUUUCUCAUAUCUGGGGUCACUUUAGACAAUUGUGUCGAAAUCGGUCGGAUUGCCAACACCUACAAUCUGACAGAAGUGGAUAAAUACAUCAACUGUUUUGUCCUGAAGAAUUUUCCUGCGUUGCUGAAUACCGGGGAGUUCUUGAAACUCCCUUUUGAGAGUCUUGCCUUCGUGCUUUCCAGUAAUAGCCUUAAGCAUUGCACUGAACUUGAGCUCUUCAAGGCCACCUGCCGCUGGUUACGCCUGGAAGAGCCUCGGAUGGACUUUGCUGCAAAAUUAAUGAAGAACAUACGAUUUCCACUGAUGACACCACAGGAGCUCAUUAAUUACGUGCAAACUGUGGAUUUCAUGAGAACUGACAAUACGUGCGUGAAUCUCCUUUUGGAAGCCAGCAAUUACCAAAUGAUGCCGUAUAUGCAACCAGUGAUGCAGUCAGACAGGACUGCCAUUCGGUCUGACACCACUCAUUUGGUCACACUGGGAGGCGUUCUGAGGCAGCAGCUGGUUGUCAGCAAGGAAUUGCGCAUGUAUGACGAAAAGACCCACAAAUGGAAAUCCUUAGCCCCCAUGGAUGCCCCAAGAUACCAGCACGGCAUUGCCGUCAUUGGAAAUUUCCUCUAUGUUGUCGGCGGACAGAGUAAUUACGACACAAAAGGAAAAACGGCAGUCGAUACCGUCUUCAGAUUUGAUCCUCGAUACAAUAAAUGGAUGCAAGUCGCAUCUUUAAAUGAAAAGCGUACCUUCUUCCACCUAAGUGCCCUCAAGGGAUACCUGUACGCAGUCGGUGGGCGAAAUGCGGCUGGAGAACUGCCCACAGUUGAGUGUUACAAUCCAAGAACAAAUGAGUGGACCUACGUUGCCAAAAUGAAUGAGCCCCACUAUGGCCAUGCUGGGACCGUGUAUGGGGGAGUGAUGUAUAUUUCAGGAGGAAUUACUCAUGACACUUUCCAAAAGGAGCUGAUGUGCUUCGACCCUGACACUGACAAAUGGAUCCAGAAGGCGCCGAUGACCACCGUCAGAGGUCUGCAUUGCAUGUGUACGGUGGGCGAGAGGCUCUACGUCAUUGGUGGCAAUCACUUCCGAGGAACGAGCGAUUACGAUGACGUCCUGAGCUGUGAAUACUACUCACCUAUCCUUGACCAGUGGACCCCAAUAGCUGCCAUGUUAAGGGGGCAGAGUGAUGUUGGGGUCGCUGUCUUUGAAAAUAAGAUCUAUGUGGUUGGGGGGUAUUCCUGGAAUAACCGUUGCAUGGUAGAGAUCGUGCAGAAAUACGACCCCGAUAAAGAUGAGUGGCUAAAGGUUUUUGAUCUCCCAGAGUCCCUUGGUGGCAUCCGAGCCUGUACGCUCACGGUUUUUCCCCCCGAAGAAACCACACCAUCACCUUCUAGGGAGUCCCCUCUUUCUGCACCAUAAGAUCAUCCCUACAAGAUGCUGUAGUCCUAUCUUCACAACGUGUCAUGAAUUCUCUUCUUUUGCCCCACUUUAGUAGUGUAUGUUAGGAUUAGCUUCCAGUAAUUGAUACAGAUAUUGGAAAAAAAAGACAAUAUUGAUGUUAUUUGUGCUGUUCUUUUGGCUUAGAGUGUUUAUAAAGUGGUAACAAAACCAUUCUGGAAAUGUAUCCCAUUGAAGCUGAUGUGUAACAUACAAAAAAAAAAAAAAAACACAAAAACAUACAAAAAAAAAACCCCAACUGAGGUAUUGUCUAUAAAAUGUUUCUUCAGUACUUUCUUGAUGCUGUGUACUGGGUGUGAGGUAUUUGUCAUCUUCUAUUAGAAAGGCUCAUAAGCCAACUUGAAGGUGGGUUGUAGUAACUGUACAAGUGUGCUAAUAACUUGGCUUCAAAGUAAAAAGUUUUCCUUUCAUCUUUGACUGUGAGGUGUCACCGGGAGACAGCUUGCUCCACCAGGAAACAAUAGCAAAAGGUCGCCAACUCGCAUGAGCUACCUCCCUCUUUUCAUAAAGUAUUUUUGACAUAUCCGUCAGCCCACCUGUCUGUGUGGGUGCACUGAGAACAUAGAAAGUUUCUUAGACACACAGGAGAAAUCAUCAGUGAAAUUCACCAAUAUCGAUUAAAAAAAAAAAAUGGCACGACCCCUCUACUUACAAACAAGGGUUCGGGGUUCCUAAAGUGUGUAUAAAUACACAGGCACACAUACACCAGAUAUGAAAUUUUAAAAACUGGGUGGUGCGUCAGAUAAACGUGAAAGAGCCUUUGUAAAUUUCUUCCGAAAAGCAGCUUCCAUUAGAAUGGGAAUUUGGUAUGCACGUCCUGAACGCACGCGCGGAGGAUCAUACUGAAUUUAGGUGGGUAAGGGCUAGAAAUUUUGAGCAACUAAAUUUGUCACGAGACCAAAUUUGUCCUUCCGAAACUGUAAUCUACACCUUCUCCUUUGCUGUUGAGGUGACUUACGUAUUAUAUGUGUUCUUAUACUCUCAGUUCAUAAGGUUAUUUAGCUUUACCUGGCGAGCUGCUUCUGCUCCGUGAUUUCAACUCCCAUGUUUUAUCUCUUUUGUUCAAUAAAAAAGCAUUUAAUGUCA
Suricata suricatta (meerkat) is the source of this 3191-nucleotide messenger RNA. It is a transcript of the gene KLHL13, whose product is annotated as kelch like family member 13. Gene Ontology annotation, molecular function: cullin family protein binding; ubiquitin-protein transferase activity. NCBI's taxonomy places the organism in Eukaryota, Metazoa, Chordata, Mammalia, Carnivora, Herpestidae. Bases 102 to 2066 code for a protein of 654 amino acids. The record is from RefSeq and is a predicted model, not a curated record. Gene Ontology annotation, biological process: regulation of cytokinesis; protein ubiquitination. Gene Ontology annotation, cellular component: Cul3-RING ubiquitin ligase complex. The transcript is spliced from 9 exons.